Molecule: messenger RNA, 156 nt
Organism: Tremella mesenterica DSM 1558
Lineage: Eukaryota; Fungi; Basidiomycota; Tremellomycetes; Tremellales; Tremellaceae
Exons: 1
Coding region: 1-156 (51 amino acids)
Source: RefSeq, a predicted model, not a curated record
AUGUCGCCCAAGAAGCGGGGAUCUACGAAAGGACCAGAAAGUAUCAAGUCAUAUAAUCUACGCGUGUCGACGUCAUUGGUUGAUCCAUCGAAUAUGUUUACUAGCGCUUGGGACAUGAGGUCGACGAAGGUAUCGAGGGAAGAAGUGAGACGAUGA